AUGCCUUCCAUGGUUCUCCAUGGCAAAGAACUCACUGAACGAGCUUUUGCCCCAGCCACCGCCUAUGGUGUUCACGGAGGCAUUGCCCCAGCCGUCGCUUACGGAGCCCAUGCAGAACCUUCCUCCCCAGCUCACUACGACUUCGGAUACGGCGUCAGCGACCCCCACACCGGCGACAACAAACACCAGCAUGAGUCCAGACGUGGUGAUGUCGUCCACGGUAGCUAUUCUCUUCUCGAAUCCGACGGUACCAAGCGUGUUGUGGAAUAUUCCGCUGAUCCGCACAACGGGUUCAAUGCCGUCGUCCACAAAGAACCUGCUGUACACGCUGCUCCAGCUCUCGCUCAUUCAUAUGCUGCACCAGCUGUAGUAGCUCAUGGUGUUGCCGCCCCAUACGCUCAUCAUGCCCCAGCUUUCGCCCGUGGAUGGUAAGCGGUGACGUAGUUGAAAACCAGAUUUAAAUUUAGUUGGUUGUUGUGUUUGUGAAAUGUAUUUAUAAAAUGUUCUUAGUUGCAAAAUAAAACACGGUUUUAUA
This is a messenger RNA of Anoplophora glabripennis (Asian longhorned beetle), 535 nucleotides long. Its product is annotated as cuticle protein 7-like. The coding region runs from base 1 to 432 and encodes 143 amino acids. The record is from RefSeq and is a predicted model, not a curated record. Lineage: Eukaryota; Metazoa; Arthropoda; Insecta; Coleoptera; Cerambycidae. The transcript has 2 exons. Gene Ontology annotation, cellular component: extracellular matrix.